This is a messenger RNA of Ostreobium quekettii, 243 nucleotides long. The record is from the annotation of a GenBank genome assembly. NCBI's taxonomy places the organism in Eukaryota, Viridiplantae, Chlorophyta, Ulvophyceae, Bryopsidales, Ostreobiaceae.
AUGAUCAUUGAUGUUGCAUCGGCGACUGGUGCCAAGGUGUCUGGACCUGUGCCCUUGCCAACUCGCAGGAAGCUCUACUGCGUGCUGAGGUCACCGCAUGUGAACAAGGAUUCGCGUGAGCACUUUGAGAUCAGGAUCCAUCAGCGCCUUAUUGACAUCAAGGACCUAUCAGCCCAAACUCUCGAUCGGCUGAUGGAGCUGGACAUCCCUGCAGGGGUAGACGCCAACGUUAAGCUCCUUUGA